AUGGUAGGCUAAUAACAUGAUAUUCAAUAAUCAAUUAAUCUGUAAAGAAGUAUAAAAUUUUUAUAAAUUAAAUUCAAAAGAUAAAAAUACUUGAAAAGAAAGUAAAGUAAAAGGUUAUUUGUGAAAGAUUUAUUUAUGAGUUUGAAUAAGGAACAUUAGGAAAUUUGUUUUAAGCUAUUAAUUAUAGGUAACUCAACAGUUGGAAAGACAUGUCUAUUGCUGAGAUAUUGCAAUAAUAAAUUUUCAUAUAGCCACAUACUCACAGUAGGGGUAGAUUUUUAAAUAAAAAGACUUGAAAUGAAUGGAAAGAAGCUUAAACUGUCUAUUUGGGAUACAGCUGGUUAGGAAAAAUGGAGAACUAUUACUACAAAUUAUUACAAAGGAUCUGAUGGUAUUGUUGUAGCAUAUUCAGUAGAAGAUUAAGAAUCUUUUGACAAAGUAGGAAGCUGGAUUGAAAGUAUAAAAGAAAAUUGCGAUAAUGUUAAUAUAUCUAUUUUAUUAGUUGGAAAUAAAUCAGAUUCAAAACAAAGAGUAGUUACAUAUGAAUAGGGUAAAAAGCUUGCUGAGUAAUAUAAUAUUCCUUUUUAGGAAACUAGUGCUCUUGAUAAUAUUAAUGUGACCGAAUCUUUUAAUUAACUUGCUAAAAUGUGCUUAGAUUAGCAUGAAAUAAUAAGCUCUAAAAAAAAGAACCAGAAAUCUUCAUCAAACGAUAUUGAUGAGCAAAUAACUGGCCCUUCUUAAUCUAAAAAGUUAACUUCAAAGAAAAAAGAUGAAAACGGAGAAAGUAAAAAAAAUUGUUGUUGA
Tetrahymena thermophila SB210 is the source of this 804-nucleotide messenger RNA. Its product is annotated as small guanosine triphosphatase family Ras-related in brain (Rab) family protein. Gene Ontology annotation, biological process: regulation of exocytosis; protein secretion. NCBI's taxonomy places the organism in Eukaryota, Ciliophora, Oligohymenophorea, Hymenostomatida, Tetrahymenidae. Gene Ontology annotation, molecular function: GTPase activity; GTP binding. The transcript is spliced from 2 exons. The record is from RefSeq and is a predicted model, not a curated record.